Messenger RNA from Trichosporon asahii var. asahii CBS 2479, 2544 nucleotides. Its product is annotated as CAP64-like protein. Gene Ontology annotation, molecular function: ATP binding; protein serine/threonine kinase activity. The record is from RefSeq and is a predicted model, not a curated record. The transcript is spliced from 4 exons. Lineage: Eukaryota; Fungi; Basidiomycota; Tremellomycetes; Trichosporonales; Trichosporonaceae. Gene Ontology annotation, biological process: protein phosphorylation; intracellular signal transduction. Bases 1 to 2544 code for a protein of 847 amino acids.
AUGCCCGCAGUCAUGCUCUACAUCCAACGCACCCACCAUAUCACUCAACCGCCCAUGGCACCAAAGCCCCACCACCGUGAAACCAGAAAGUGGUGGUGGCGUCCGCAAGCCGGGCAGCAGCCCAAUGCCAAGACCCGUAGCAAGUUGACGUCUAGCAAUGUUGCUCGCUUGCCCAGCAGCAUCCCAGGCUCCCCCGCACCCGGCUCACCCGGACUUCCGCCUGCAUCCGCCCAGCAGCGAAAGCCGACCGCCGCGUCCAACCUUUCGUUUGCAGACUCUCCCCCCCACUCUGACGGUGGAUCGAGGAGUGACCGUCCCCCUCCGCGCCGACAGGGAACCUCCAACACCUCGGGCUCCGGAUCGUCCCCGCACGCCUCGCCCACGGCGACCCGUCACCCGAAGCACCACUCCGGCCCCCUCCACGACCUCCGCCGUUUCCUGAACCACCAUAUCGGCCACUCGGACCAGAAGGAUAAGGACCGCUACCAAAACUCGAUUGCGCAGCAGGCCCUGCACCAGCAUCUCGACGAGUCGAGCACCAACUCGACCGGCACCCCGUCGUUAUCCGGUGCUGCCACGCCCGGAAACCAGGUACGAGGCAGCCAGUUCUUUGGCGCCGGCGGAGCCGCUAGUUCCGGAAACUCGACGCCCACGAGCCAGCUGCCCGAUGGAGUCGGCAAGGACCGCGACAAGGAUCAUCACGGACACCACUCCUCGCAUCUCGUCGGCUUCAUGAAGCACCACCACCGCGACAAGGACGGCGAAAAGUCGCACUCGUCGCUUGCGUCCUUCUUUGGCGGCGGCUCGAAGAAGAAGGACAAGGAGCGCCAGCAGCGCGCCGCCCACGCCGGCGUCGAGGAUCAUGGCUCGCGUCCGUCCCACCACGCCAGUGGACACGCGACGCCUAAGAACCUGAACGACUACCCCGGCGUCCCUGGCCCUGUUAUCGCGCUGACGCACCCGUCGUCCAUCGAGGCGACGCACGCGCACCUCUCCAAAAAGUACGGCAAGUGGGGUCGCGUUCUUGGCUCUGGCGCCGGCGGCACUGUCCGUCUCAUCAAGGCGUCGCAAAAGACUGGCGGCAGCACUUAUGCCGUCAAGGAGUUCCGUCCCCGCCGCCAGGGCGAGACGGAAAAGGAGUACCUGCGCAAGGUCACUGCCGAGUUCUGUGUCGGUGUGACGCUGCAUCACAUCAACGUCAUUGAGACGGUCGACAUUGUCUGCGACCACGGCCACUACUACGAGUAUGCGCCGUACGAUCUGUUCUCGGUCGUCAUGUCGGGCAAGAUGAACCGGCCAGAAAUCUACUGCGUGUUCCGCCAGAUCAUUGAUGGCGUCAACUAUCUGCACUCAAUGGGUCUUGCGCACCGCGACCUCAAGCUCGACAACUGUGUAAUGACGUCGGACAACAUUGUCAAGCUCAUUGACUUCGGAACCGCGACCGUGUUCCACUACCCCGGCAAGCACCAGAUUCCCGCUUCCGGCGUCGUCGGCUCCGACCCCUACCUCGCGCCCGAGGUCCUUACGAGGGACACGUACGACCCGCGGUUGACUGACGUCUGGUCGGUCGCCAUCAUCUUCAUGUGCAUGAUUCUGCGCCGCUUCCCGUGGAAGAUUCCCGACUACAAGACGGACAUGUCGUUCAAGCUCUACGUCAACACGCACCCGGAUCUGUGCCAGAAGCCGCAGACCAAGACGCCCGCGCCCUCGGUCAUGAACGGCACGGACGCGCACAACCGCCAGGGCGGCCGCGACACGCUGCUGCCCGACGGCAGCUCCAAGCUCCCCUUCAAGCGGACGCCGAGCAACUCGACGCAGAGCACUGCUGUCGACAGCCGUGUCAGCGAGGUCAGCAGCACAACGUCGCACGGUAGCACGGACACGUUUACGCCGCGCGUCGACCGCCUCAAGCUUACCGAGUCGCCGCAAAAGGACCGCUCUGACCAGUACUUCCCGCGACGACACGACUCGACUGCUUCGCUCCCGCCCAACACGAACCCGCAGUAUGCGCGCCAGCUAUUUGCUUGGGACUGCUGCCGGCUCCGUAUCCCCGUCACUUACAACUGCUGCAAUAGCACACCACCACCACCACUAUCAGAUCCCACCCCUCGCCCCGUUCCACCCUCUUCCAUCCACUACUCUUACUCACUCUCCAUCUCGCUCCCGCAGCCCGUCUCCCCCACGCGCGCGGCCCAGCCGAUGCCCCGCAACCGCGCCUCGUCGACGUCGGGCGCGCAGCCCACCGUGCCGCUGUCCAAGGAACAGACGCAGCAGCGUGCGCAGCAGCAGCAGAAGCGCCGCGAGCGCGCUGCCUCCAUCUCCUCGACUCGGACGUACCAGACGGGCGGCGCCGAGUCCAUCUUCCGCCUGCUCCCCCGCGAGUCGCGCUCAGCCAUCAUGCGCAUGCUCGCCGUCGAGCCCAGCAUCCGCUGCACGCUCUCCGACCUCUUACACGGCACCGGCAAGGAUGACCAGAUGUGUCCCUGCGGCCGCGGCGAGUGUGGCGGCAACCUCGCCCGCCCGCCCGCCCGCCCGAGGAGCUGA